AUGUAUUGCCUUCCCUGCUUUAAGGACCUCACCACUCUUCCUCAGUUAUAUCAACAAUUGGUGGAAACAACUUUAGCAGAAAACUACCAUUUGCUUUAUAGGUUGAUUCAGUUGGUGUUGACUCUUCUUGUUUCUACAGCAACAACGGAACGAGCUUUUUCAUGUAUGAGAAUUAUUCAGAAUAGAUUUCGGAGCACCAUAGUUGAUGAAUUCCUUGAUGAUUGCAUGAUUCUCCACAUUGAAAGAAAGUUUGCUAAUAAUAUCGAUAAUGAAGAGAUAAUUGAGGAAUUUAAGAUUUCUAAGCCUCGUAGGAUAUGCAUAUUUGAGGGUAAGACUCAUUACGUCCCUCCUGACUAG
Prunus armeniaca (apricot) is the source of this 357-nucleotide messenger RNA. NCBI's taxonomy places the organism in Eukaryota, Viridiplantae, Streptophyta, Magnoliopsida, Rosales, Rosaceae. The record is from the annotation of a GenBank genome assembly.